ACUUAAAGAGAUUAUUAGCACAGACUCAUUCGGGUGUCACACUGCUACAGACAUGUCAGACGUCAAGUCAAUCAUCUUUGAGUAUGAUUACAAUGAUACCGGCCACGACAAUUACACACCCUACGUUGUGGAUCCAAAGACGUUACCAUGUGAGAUUAAACCACUGGCUCCUGCAGCGGCUGUGGCGCUGUGUCUCAUCCUGAUAGCCAUCUUUUUCCUGGCGAUAUCGGGGAACCUGUUAGUGGGGUGGGUGAUCAGCACCAGCAGACAGACUCUGACUCCGUCCGACGUGUACUUGUUUCACCUGACCAUCGCAGACGGUCUGAUGGCCCUUACGCUCCCUUUCUGGGCCGUCGCUCUGAUCAAUGGAUGGAUCUUUGGAGACUUUAUGUGCAAAGUCCUUAGCCUCGUCACUGAUGCAAACUUCUACACCAGCAUCCUCUUCUUGGCCUGCAUUAGCGUUGAUCGUUACCUCGUCAUCGUGCGCGCCAGCGAGAGUCUCAGGAGUCGUCAGAGGAUGUGCAGCCGGCUCCUGUGUGCAGCAGUGUGGGCCUUCGGUUCGGCCCUCGCUCUGCCCGCGCUUUUCAACGACGCCUUCAAGCUGGACUCCGACAGCGAGAGGAUGGUUUGCUCUGAGCACUUUGACAUCGGCAGCGCCACCUCAUGGAGGAGGGCCACUCGUGGGUUUCAUCACAUUUUUGGCUUCUUGCUCCCUUUGAUCAUCAUGGUCACCUGCUACAGCAUCACCAUCGCAAGGCUUCUGCGCACACGAGGUUUCCAGAAGCACCGCGCCAUGAAGGUGAUCAUUGCUGUGGUGAUUGCGUUUCUGCUGUGCUGGGCGCCGUACCACAUAACCAUGAUAGUGGACACGCUCCUGAGGGCCGAUCUCAUAACGUUCGACUGCGCUUUCAGGAGAGCGUUGACCCUGGCGUUGGUUAUAACCCACAACCUCGCUCUGUUCCACAGCUGCAUCAACCCCGUCCUCUACGCCUUCGUGGGAGAGAAAUUCAGGAAUAAUAUGACGCGGCUUCUUCAGAGGAAGGCCCGGCAGGAGAGGAUGUCAGGGUCAAAGUUCAGCAGGUCGACGUCUCAGACCUCAGAAGGCAGCGGAGCUGUUCUCUGAAGUCUUAGUGGACUUUAAAAAUUACGUUUAUCAUCAUGUGUUUUCCCUUUUUUGUGAGAGAGGAAGUUACACACAUUUAGUGUCACUCAUUGUCUACUUUUGAUGUGUGGUGCACUGCUGCCACCUUUUGAGUGUACUGUUGUCCGCUAGAAAAACCUUUCAGCCUCAGAGAUGAUCAAGUCCAUGUUCCUUUUUCUUAUCAAUUUCCAUUUUCCGUGCUUGAGAGUGGACCAUUCUUUGGAUUUUCUUUUCAGUAUUUUUAACCAAAGAAUCUUGGAGAGAUUCAAUCCUUCGCUUUCGCAUUUUUUUAAAUCAUCUUGCUCAUGUUUUGUGUAGUAAUUUAUAUAUGCUAUAAAAUGUGUAUAAACUGUAAAUCCCACAGUGUUGUUUUAGUAAAAGUCCAGAAAUGUUUGAAAUGAUAUUCUCAAUUCAUUAUUACAAAUAAAAGGCUUUG
Plectropomus leopardus (leopard coralgrouper) is the source of this 1577-nucleotide messenger RNA. RefSeq names its product C-X-C chemokine receptor type 1-like. NCBI's taxonomy places the organism in Eukaryota, Metazoa, Chordata, Actinopteri, Perciformes, Serranidae. Gene Ontology annotation, biological process: G protein-coupled receptor signaling pathway; positive regulation of cytosolic calcium ion concentration; neutrophil chemotaxis. Gene Ontology annotation, molecular function: C-C chemokine receptor activity; C-X-C chemokine receptor activity; C-C chemokine binding. Gene Ontology annotation, cellular component: external side of plasma membrane; membrane. The record is from RefSeq and is a predicted model, not a curated record.